Molecule: messenger RNA, 819 nt
Organism: Phaedon cochleariae (mustard beetle)
Lineage: Eukaryota; Metazoa; Arthropoda; Insecta; Coleoptera; Chrysomelidae
Source: the annotation of a GenBank genome assembly
AUAAUUAUCAAAACAAAUUUGAAUAACUGUGGUCGUAGUAUACAUCGUUAUCAGUUCGUUCGGAGUAGGUUAUGUGACCACGCAUUUGAUUUGAAAAAGCGAAGAUCUCACAGGCUCAUAUCUUGGGUUGAAAUACCCUUAGGCUAUUUUUCUGACAAUAUGGCUGGCUCAGAUCCGAAAUGGCAAAAAGACGCUGCAGAUCAGAACUUCGACUACAUGUUCAAAUUACUCAUCAUAGGUAAUAGUUCUGUUGGUAAAACAUCGUUCCUUUUCCGAUACGCUGACGACAGUUUCACAUCAGCAUUCGUCAGCACAGUCGGUAUAGACUUCAAAGUCAAAACUGUCUUCAGGCACGACAAGCGAGUAAAACUACAAAUAUGGGAUACAGCAGGACAAGAGCGAUACAGGACAAUUACUACAGCAUAUUAUAGAGGAGCAAUGGGAUUCAUAUUGAUGUACGAUAUUACGAAUGAGGAGUCAUUCAACAGUGUUCAAGAUUGGGUGACCCAAAUCAAGACGUAUUCUUGGGACAACGCGCAGGUCAUCUUGGUAGGAAACAAAUGUGACAUGGAAGAUGAGAGAGUAGUCAGCUUCGAGAGAGGAAAACAACUGGGAGAGCAACUUGGAGUAGAAUUUUUCGAAACCAGCGCAAAAGAGAAUAUCAACGUUAAGGCUGUUUUCGAACGACUAGUGGAUAUCAUUUGUGACAAGAUGUCCGACAGCUUAGACACCGACCCUACUCUUAUGAGUGGUGGUGCAAAAGGCCAACGUUUGACAGAUGCUACUCAAGGUCCCCAAGCUGCCAACUGUAACUGUUAA